Protopolystoma xenopodis is the source of this 459-nucleotide messenger RNA. The record is from the annotation of a GenBank genome assembly. Lineage: Eukaryota; Metazoa; Platyhelminthes; Monogenea; Polystomatidea; Polystomatidae.
CCGUCACGCAACUUAGAAAAAGAUAUCGUUAGCGAAGUCAGCGGUUUUCUGCGGCGUCUACUUGUGUCCAUUUUGCAGUGUAACCGCCCGGAGCCGAGCAUACAGGAAAUGCAGAAUGUGUCGACCAAAGGGCUGGCCGCCAUCAUCGACAUGACCCGCGUGAACUCCGACGUCGAUCGUUUGUAUUGCGCUGGGGAAGGGCCAGCCAGCCAGUCAGCAGUUACUUCUCAACUCACGCAACGCCACUAUGAACCUGACCAAUUUACACUUUCUCGCGAGCCUAGUAUGGGCGAAGAAAAGUUGGGUUUCAAAGAGUCUCUUGUUUCACAAUUGUUUAGCCCACUUCCACUUCGAGUGAAGGUGUUUAGUGAACAGAUGCGAAGGUCAAUUCCACCAGAAGACGACGACGCUUCCCUCUUGACCAGCUGUCGAUUAGCGUUACUGAAACACUCUUUUUGA